AUGGUAUCCUUGGUCAACCUCUUAGCCGCUGUAUGCUUAGCAUCUCCAGUGCUUGCAUCUUCAGAUGGGUUUAUGAUCUAUCAUAAGAACCAAUUAACUGUGGAUGCUUGUGAAUCUAUUAUUGAGAAGACUGCUACCCUCUUUGGAAAAAAAGAUGAAGCUGCUUUUUGCAAUGUCAAGAACCAGCCUGCCUUGGGCUCCAUGGCUCAGUGUUUGAAGCAAAUGCCCAACCCUAAGGCGGUUGGUGUGUUCAUUGAUGGAUGUUCUGAGUAUAAUUUGACUGAGACUCAGUUCUGGGACGCUUACAAGAACGCCACAGACUACUUGGUCACCAACACUUCCGCCGUUCCAGGCUUUAAUAAGACCAAGUUGUUUAGUUUGCCUGUGAAGAUCUCUCAGAAGAAGAUCGAUGGUGCUUACAAUUCGGUGUUGCACAGAUACUACAACUACAACUAUGCUCACUACUACAGUUGGGUUCUUCUUGCCUACUGGGGAGUUGUGGUGCUUAUUGCUGGUCUUUGUAGACUUGCCAAGUUUGCUUUCCCUAACUUUGUUCACUCUUUGAACGGUAAGGUUUCGAAUACUUACAGAAAGUACAUUACGUUGCCAGGCUUGUUUAAUGGAAAAGUUAGUGAACAUGGCAUGAUCUUCAAGGCCAUUCAAUAUGUCAUUCCAACGAGAUUGGAGACCAUUCUCAUUUUCAUCUGGUUCAUCUUGUGCUUGGCCUUCAACGUUGCUAACUACCAGCAUGAUACCCCUAACGUCGUCUGGCCUAUGAAGGAUACCGAAAUGGGCAGAAAGGUAGCAGACCGUACUGGUGUUAUUGCUAUCUACUUGAUUCCACAGCUUGUCUUGUUCGCAGGAAGAAACAACUUUAUGGAAUACAUCUCUGGUUGGUCGUACUCAAGAUUCAAUAUCAUUCACCAGUGGUACGCUAGAAUUCUUUUCAUGUUGAUUAUCGCUCACGGUGCCGGUAUGACACUCAAUGGUAAAGGUGUUGGCAAGUACGAGAAACGUAAUGGUGAAUUGUAUAUGAAGUUGGGAUAUGUUGCAACCAUUGCAGCUGCUAUCAUGAUGGGCCAUUCGCUUACAUUUAUCCGUCAAAAGAACUACGAAUUCUUUGUUCUCAGUCACAACAUUUUGGCCAUUUUGUUCAUUGCUGGUGCCUGGGUUCAUAUCGCUGACCAUGCUUUCCAACCAUACAUGUACGCUGCUACAGCCGUUUGGGCUUUUGACAAGUUUGCCAGAUUUUGCAGACUCGCCUGGUUUGGUAUCAAGACCGCCGAGGUUCAAUUGUUUGACGAUGAGAACUUGAAGGUGAAGAUUCCUAGAAACCGUUUCUGGAAGCCAUUCCCUAUGGCACACUGUUUCAUCUACUUCUUCAGACCCAACUGUUUCUGGCAAUCGCACCCAUUCACCGUUCUUGACUCUGUUGUGGAAGACAAGGUGAUUACUUUCUACAUCAAGGUCAAGGGCGGCAUGUCCAGCAGCUUGUGUCAGUACUUGAGCCAGCAACCAGAACGCAAGGCCAAGAUCAAGUGUUCUGUGGAAGGUCCAUAUGGCCACAAAGCUCCAUUGCAGCACUACAACGAUGUCGUUUUCAUUGCAGGAGGUAGAGGUAUUCCUGGACUCUACUCUGGCGCCUGGGAUCUCACCAAGAGACAAGGUAACCAGAGAAUCAAGUUGUACUGGAUGAUUCGUCACUGGAACCUGAUUGAGUGGUUUUACGAGGAGUUGCAGAGACUAGAGGGCACUACGGUGCAAGCCAUUGUUUACGUGACGCGUCCACAAGAAAGAUUAAGCUCCAGCUUUGUUCAAUCGUUCGAUGACGGCGUGUCCAGCGACGAAAAGAAGUCAGAGCAAGAGGAUGUUGACAUUGCAGAAGCGUUACGCAGCAAGUUCCCGUUUGUUGAGUUCAGAGAAGGACGUCCAGACAUGGAGAGCCUCAUCAAGGACGACAUUUCCGAAGCCCACGGCGCUGUGGCUUUUGUGGCCUGCGGCCACGGAUCGUUGGUAGAUUACCUGAGAAAAGUGAUUGCUGGUAACCUUCCAGAAGGUAAAAGGGUUGAUUUCUACGAUCAGAUGCAGACAUGGUAA
Molecule: messenger RNA, 2097 nt
Organism: Candidozyma haemuli
Lineage: Eukaryota; Fungi; Ascomycota; Pichiomycetes; Serinales; Metschnikowiaceae
Gene: FRE10
Product: Fre10p
Exons: 1
Coding region: 1-2097 (698 amino acids)
Biological process (GO): iron ion transport; copper ion import; intracellular iron ion homeostasis
Cellular component (GO): plasma membrane
Molecular function (GO): ferric-chelate reductase activity
Source: RefSeq, a predicted model, not a curated record